AGGGCGGCGGCGAAGACACCGUUGUGACCCCCGCACAUCGGGACUCGGUUUGGGCGCGCCCCGCAGCGGUGUAUGACCCGGUGUUCGGCGUCUGUAAGUGUUGGGUGACAGGCGCCGUAGGCCCUGCCCCGCCCUCCCCAGGCAGCGCGGAGGCUCUCCGACCUCCGUUAUGAAGGCUGCGGAGUCUCGGCUGGAACGGGCUGGAGCGAGGGGGAGAAGCAGUACCGCCCCUGUCGCUUUGCAGUGCCUGUAGGACGCCGAGGGCCCAGAGCUCCGCCCGGGGCCCUGAAUAGCACGCCAGAUAGCCUUGUCUCCGUACACAGUUAACGUCUCAUUCCCGACCUCAAGUGAAGUAGAAAGAGGGUGAUCGAUCGUCGGAGUAGCCAUCUGCCCCUUUUAGCCAUGAAGGCAGAGACAGUGUCCUCGUUACAAGAGGCUCCAGCUGAGUCCAGCUGGAGCCUCAGUAACCUGCUGAGCAGCCGGAAGCUGAUGGCUGUGGGGAUCGUGCUCGGCUGGCUCCUGGUCAUCCACUUUCUGGUCAACGUGUGGCUCCUAUGCCUUCUGUCUGCAUUGCUAGCGGUGCUGGGAGGAUGGCUGGGCUCAAACGCCAUUGUGGGGGCUUCAGGUCGACUGCACCUGGAACGUUUCAUCCCAGUGGCCACCUGCCCUCCAAACCCUGAGGCAGAGAGGCAACUGGAACUGGAGAUCGACCGCACCAUCCAGAUGAUUAUUCGGGACUUUGUGUCGUCCUGGUAUCGCUCAGUGAGCCAGGAGCCAGCCUUUGAGGAAGAAAUGGAGGCCGCCAUGAGAGGGUUGGUCCAGGAGCUCCGGAGGAGGAUGGGCAUGGUGGACAGUCAUGCGCUGGUCCAGAGAGUUCUGACUCUCUGCGGUUGUCACCUGCAGAGCUAUAUUCAGGCGAAGGAAGCCCUGGCUGGGAAGCAGAGUGGUACAGUUGAGCCCUCCCAGCUCUGGGAGGCUUACUGCCGAGCUGCUGCCCCACAUCCUGCUGUGCAAAGCGCCAGCACUGAGGUCGCUUAUACACGUGGCAUUGUAAAUUUAUUGCUUCAAGGACUAGUGCCAAAGCCCCACUUGGAGACCCGGACCGGUCGCCAUGUAGUGGUGGAACUCAUUACUUGCAAUGUAAUCUUACCACUGAUUAGCAAGCUGUCAGAUCCUGACUGGAUCCACCUUGUACUUGUGGGCAUCUUUUCCAAGGCUAGAAAUAAUCCGACAGCAGUGGUUAAACCAACUUCCCCAGCCAGUGCCCUGGAAAAGCCCUCAUUGCCCACAUCUCUGCCACUGAUUGUUGAGGUACAGAGCCUGCCAGAAGUGAGAGCCCCUUCUCCAGCAGCAGCGCCAGUGCUACUGAACUGUAAUGAGCCAGAAGGGCCUUCCCAUCACUCCCCAGAAGUUGAAGAAGGCCAUGAAGCAAUAGAGGGAGAAUUGGGUGGAGUCCCGGAAGAAAGAAAAGUAGGAAACAACUCAUCUCAUUUCCUACAGCCAGAUAUUCGAGGCCCUUUGUUCUUAUGUGAAGACACAGAGCUGGAGUCUCCAUUGUCUGAACUGAGCAAGGAAACCAUCAUGCUCAUGACUCCAGGCAACUUCCUCUCUGACAGGAUCCAGGAUGCCCUGUGUACCCUGGAGGGUCCCCAGUCUCUGGAGUCUAAGGAUGUUGAGGGAUCCGAAGGAAUUGAAGGAGCAGAGGCCGAGCUGGGUCCAGGAACAGAAACAGAGACAGGGCUGCUGGUCUCCAUGCUGACUUCCUGCCCAGAGAUCCACAUUGACACAGCAGACAAGGAAGUAGAGCAACGAGAUGUCACCUCUCUUACAGCUUUGCUGACAGAUCCAGGAAGGACCUGCCCCCCACGACCCUCAUGCUUAGAGAAGGCUCUCCCCAAUGGUGUGAGCUCCGUAGAUCCUAAUCUGCCACAGGUUCUGCUUUCCUCCUCUCCAAGUGGUCCUCUCAGCUCAGCCACCUUCAGCUUUGGGCCCCUGACCAGUCCAGAUGGCCCAGUUGUCAUCCAGAACCUUCGUAUCACUGGUACCAUUACUGCUCGAGAGCACAGUGGCACUGGAUUCCACCCAUACACACUCUACACGGUGAAGUAUGAGACGGCCCUGGAUGGUGAGAACAGCAGUGGCCUGCAGCAGGUGGCCUACCACACUGUGAAUCGCCGCUACCGCGAGUUCCUCAAUCUGCAGACGCGUCUGGAAGAGAAAUCAGAUCUCCGAAAGUUCAUAAAAAAUGUGAAGGGUCCUAAAAAGCUCUUUCCGGACCUUCCAUUUGGAAACAUGGAUAGUGACAGAGUAGAAGCCCGGAAGAGCCUCCUGGAAUCCUUCCUAAAGCAACUCUGUGCCAUUCCGGAGAUCGCCAACAGUGAGGAGAUGCAGGAGUUCCUUGCUUUGAACACAGAUGCUCGUAUUGCCUUUGUCAAGAAACCAUUCAUGGUGUCCAGAAUAGACAAGAUGGUGGUAAGUGCUAUCGUGGACACCUUGAAGACAGCAUUUCCUCGCUCCGAACCCCAGAGCCCCACAGAAGAGCUGAGUGAGGCCGAGACAGAAAGCAAGCCCCAGGCAGAAGGCAAGAAGCCUAGCAAGUCCAGAUUGAGGUUCUCCAGUAAGAUUGCUCCAGCACUGACUAUAACUGAGGCUCCUGAGAAGAUUCUCUAUUGUCUCCAGGAAGGCAAUGUGGAGUCAGAGAUCCUAUCCACGUCUGGGAUGGAAUCCUUUAUUGAAAAACAGACAAAGUUAUUAGAAAUGCAGCCAGCAGAAGCCCCAGAAAAAGAUUCUGAACAAAUCCCCAAAGAUUGUACGGAUGGUUACUUGUCAGAUGAAGGUGUGCCGGCCCGAGACCUCAGCAACGGUGAUCCAGGAGCAGAGACAGAGCUCGCUGACACAGCCCUAGAUCUACUCCUCUUGCUGCUGAUGGAGCAGUGGAGAUGGCUAUGUACAGAAAACAUGCAGAAAGUUCUUCAUCUUGUGUUUGGGACCCUAGUUCAGAGAUAUUGUGGUAGAAAUCCUUGGGGUGAACAGAUGCCGGCUGAGCUGGAGUCUAGUCUUGGAGUCACUACAGCAACCCCUCAUCAACAGGCACUUGAUUUACUGCCUUUGGGACAUCAUCCUGGAAUUCUUGGAUCUCAGUGCCUCCGUUGAGGAGUCUACCGUAACCGCCUCUGCCUCAGAUACCCCAGGCAACCCCAAGAGAAUGGGUGUCUCCCCUUAGCCAUAGGUUAUUCAUCCAUUCUUUGAAGGCUGGGAAAGGAGAGUUGCUCUGCCACCCCGCGACCAGUCAGGAACCUGUGCCCUCUGCAGCUGGACUGUAGUUCAGAAGACCUGAGGUCCCAGGGGCACAGUUCUCCUCCAGCUCUACUCCACAGAGCAGGUGACCUAACAGAUGAUGGGGGAAAUACGUACCAAUCGUAUGCAUAUCCAUUUCCAUACUUUUUUUGUGGUGUUUGGAUUGUUGCUGGUGGGUAGAUCCUGGAAAAGGAAUCUAUAAGGUAGAAGAAUGAGCCCCUUUUGCCUCUCCUUUGCCCUCCUCCCUAAGAUUGUUUGCCAGGACCCUGGUCCUGUGCAUACAUGUUCCUAAUCCACCAACACACAAGCUGCAGAUAGACCAAGUGAAAACUGAUAGCCAGAUUUCUUGGAGGAGCAGACAAUUUUCUAGAGCUCUCUGUUCCCACCAGGAAACUGCAGAUUCCUUCAGGACCACUCUUGAAAGCCAGACCCCCCACGUUCUGUCUAGUUUCCCAACAAUUCCAGAAGAAGGAAGGAAAACAUUUCUCAAGGGACUUUUUGCUGAUUAUUUUCCAACACAUCAGCCCUAUGGAGGAUGUCACUGAAGGCUGCUUCCCUGGGUGGCUACACUUUUUUUGUUCAGAAGACUUCAAAGCAGACUGCCAAAGCUUCUUGGUAGAUCCACCCCCACUCUCCACACCCUUUCCUGAAAGAGAGUUGCAUCACAGAUUUUAUUUAUUCGCUUUCCUCCUAACCCCUCUCCAAGAGCAGUUGAGUUUUGGUCUUUGUGACCUUCCCUCUGUCUCCGUUCAGCAGAAUCACAUGGCAGAUUGCUUAUUCAGCCCAGUGCUUCCAAAGGAAAUGGAGACCCUUGCUCCGUGGCUGGGAAUGCCUAAAGAGUAGGAAACCCAGGGGGCUGUGGGGCUUCUCUCUUCACAAGUCUCCAGCAGGGCACUUUAAACUGAACAGAUAAUAUUAGCAAACCUGCAGGGAAUUGAUUACCCACAAAAAGCUUUUUACUUCCUGUUCUUUAAGGAUCUAAUUAGUCUUUAAGAACACUGGAAGAUGAAGGCAAAGGUGCUAUAUCAGGCUGUAGUGUCUUAGAAGAAUAGAACAAUUAGGAGAACUUGUUGGUAGGAAAGGAGGCGGACAAUGUGACAAGGGAAGUGCUAUACAUUAAAUGCAUGUGAGUAGCUGACAGAAAAGGUUUAAGGAGGUCAUGGGAGACCCUUGCCUUGUGCCCCUCAUCCCUUUAGCUUUGCACCUGCCUAUUAGUGCCCUUCUGUCACUGAAUUAUGGAUCUCCCCAUUUGGAGGGGAAACUUGGAGUUAGACUGAUUAGAAUGGGGGCAUCAAGUUCUCAGACUCUGAAGUAGAUGAUGUGCACACAAAGUGGUUUAUGGGAGAAAGUUGUGCAGUCUUACACUUUUUUUUAUUCCUCUGGAGGCUUUUACCCAUAAAAUGUGUUAUGCUAUGAUUGGAAGGCUUUAGGUAGGCUAUUACUGCCUAAGGACAAGAUGAAUGAGAUCAUGUCUCAUGGCACCUUCUAGCCUUAAAAUAUGAUUUUUACAGCGACUUUAUGGCUCCAGAGCUUCUCCCACCCCGGACAUUCACAGGCCCAAGGAGCUCAGCAUUUCUAGCUUUAGUAAGUAUUUGCAGGAGUGUGGGACUGCAGGGAGUCCAGCCUCACCUACUGAAGCCGAUCCUUCACCUUUUUCAGCUCGGGCCAGGAUGCUCUUCAGGAUAGAUGGAGUAGCCAGCUCAUUUCCACUACCCUUCUCUCCCGAUACUUUACCCUCAUAUGUACUUAGCCACCUACUUUGCUUUGAAUCUCUGCUAUUAGGGCUCAGAUGUCACACAGAGCCAGUACGUAAGCUGACGCACCAUAAAAUCCCUGUGGCUAUAAAUUCUGAGCAAUUUUUUGACACUUCCAUCCCAAAGAAAACUUCCUUAUAUUUCAUGUUGUGUAAGAGAUGCCACCUCUGUGGUCUGUGCCCCAAAACAUAAGCUGUCCUCAGGCCCUCCUUCUGUCUAGAAGGGAAAUCAUGGAUAUCGCCAAGGAAAUGUCAAGUUUGGGUAGCAGGCACAGGCAACCAUGGAGAUCAGCACUUGGGAGAGAGCCACAGGUAUUAAGAAAAGAUGCCCCCAGCUGAGAAGUGAGAAAAGGCAAUGAACCGGGCCUGCGCUAACCCAGAACGUUCAUGAUUUUUCUUUCCCCUUACCCAGCACAUUCAUUUCCAGUUGCUACUCUUUUCUUUACUUAUAGCACCCACCAGCAGUUGUUAGAUCCUGGGUGGAGUAAAAAUAUGUGUAUAUGGUUAUAUGAGUCAGGAUGCUUUGGACUGAAGGAAAACUCGAAGGAAAUUUUGUUUUCUUCCAUAAAAUGAGUACCUGAGUAGGGAAGCCCCAGGGGCAGAUGGAUUCAGCAACUCUGACCUCAUAAAUGGCCCAGAUUCUUCCCAUCUUUCCCCUCUGCUGUUGUAAACAUGCUUGUGUAAACAUGCUUGUCCGGUUCUCAGACUGCCUACCUGGUUGCUGCAGUUCGGAGCAUCACAUUCAUAUGUAACAAUAUGAAAGAACAGAAUCGUCUCUUCCAUGUUUUCUUUUAAAGAAUGGGGAAACCUUUUUCCAGAAACCCUUCAAGAAUGCUCUUCUCAUGACUCAUUGGCCAGAACUGUGCACCCCUAAGCCAAUCCACGGCCAUUAAAAAUGGCAUUACCUGGUUGGCUUGCAAUAGUAUUUACCCCCUCCGCCCCCAGAGAGGAGGUCACACUCCAGGAAAGUUAGAUACCUAAAAAAAAAAUCAUUAGAUGUUAGCAAGGAAGAAGCAGAGGAUGGGUGUUAAUAGACAAUGUCUGUUAUAUCAUCUGUACAACAUCAACAGAUCCCCCGUGGUACUCUAAAAAUACCUGGAAUUGGCUAAGAGAGAACAUUUGCUGAGGGCACCACAUGAAGCACUUCACCUGGAGUAACUCAUUUAACCCAUACACAACCCCGUAAGGUAGGUUCAAUUAUCUGUCCCCAUUUCAUAGAUGAGGAACACAAGGCACGGAGAGAUUGUGAGUUGCCCACAGUCAUUUGCAAAGAAAUGGCAGAGCCUGGAUACAAAUCUUGCAGGUCUACCCUCAAGGCUACAUGCCUAAUAACCAUUAUACUGGUCUGUGUUUCUUAAAAUAAGAUCAUGUUCUCAUUUUUAAGGAGCUCAUGAUCUAGUACUUUUUUGGUAAAGGGGCAGAGAAUAAAAAUUCCAGGCUUUGGGGCCAUAUGGUGGUCUCUGUUGCAACUCAGCUCUUCCAUUGUAGCAUGAAAGCAGUCAUAGACAAUACAUAUAGCAAUAACUGUGGCUGUGUUCCAACAAAAUUGUGUUUGCAGAAGCAGGCAGCUGACCAGAUUUGGCCCAUGAGUUGUUUGCAGGCCUCUUUUUCAGGAGUUAGAACAGUGCUUCUCAAACUUCAGUGUACAUGUGAUUUACCUGGGACCGUGGUCAAGAGUAUGCUGCAUUUCUGACAAGCUCCCAGAUGUAUGCCAGUGAGAAUACAGAUCUUCAAACACAUGUUGAGUAUCAAGGGGUUAAAACAUAGACAACUCUCAAGUGUGAUUGAUACACUAUUAAAUGUAUAGGAAGGGUACUUCAUUGAGAGUAGAGGGCCAUGGAAAGCCUGAGGUGAUAAUAUGUGAAUUGACUUCUGGAAGAUUCAUGAGAAUUAACCAGUAAAAUCAUGGGGAGGGUGUCCAGAGGAACAAUGAACAAUGUGUGCAAAGACAGAGUUGCCACAGAAGGACAAAUACUGUAUGAUUCCACAUAUCUGAAGUACCUAGCAUGGUCAGCCUCACAGAAACAGUAGAAAUGUGGUUGUUGGGAAUUAGAGAGGGGAAUGGGGAGCAUGUAAUGGGUACCGAGUUUCAAUUUUGCCAAAUGAAAACAGAUUCUGGAGAUCUGUUUUAUCAACUGUGUAAGUAGACGUGACACUCCAGAGCUGUACACUGAAAAUAGUUAAGAUGGCAAAUUGUAGAUUCUGUUUAUUGUACUACAAUCAAGACAUGUAAAAUGAAUAAAAGCUGUGGAAAGCUACAAGGCACAGCUUGCAGGGAAGGAGAGGCGAGGGCCGGGGGAGGGGCCUGUCUGGGGCGGUGUGCUAAGGAAGCUGGCACUGUUCUCCCUCUCCACCGUGGGGAAUUGUUGAGGAAUCUUCCUGAAGAGUAUUUUUCAUCAAAGUUCACAGUUCCUGCUUAUGGGAAACAUGGGAGUUUGAUUGCACAUGCAAACAGCCCUUGGAUUUGACACCUGUCUCAGUCAUUUUCUGAUCCCCCCCCCUUAAUUUCUUCAAGUCUGUUCCCAUUAUUUCUUACAUAUGAGAUGGCUUCAGCAUCUAUAGAGUAUAAUGAGCUGGAAGCAGUAACAGCCUGAUUGAAACCCUAGCUCUGCCACUUAAUCAGCUGUGAGGAAGUGGUCAGGUAACUUAGCUUCGUUGGGACUUAACAUUUCUCUCUCAGAAAAAGGGACAAAUAUAUUACAAACAUUUUGAGAAGUGAAUUGUAAGAACAAGCUUUAUAAAGUAGCAAGUGCUAUGCUAUAAAAAUGUCCAUGGCGGCAUUCUCCUGCUCUUCUGGGGAUGCCUUGCUUCAGGAACCAUGCAGCUGAGCUGUCCUCUGGCGAGCCCCGGUUCCCCAGCCCUCUCAGAACCUGCUGUUUGUCUUGGCCUUCCUUUGCACUGGAGCAAUAUGUGUUCUCCCAGGAGGAGGAAAGGAAAGUUAGCCAACCCUGCUGGAUACAGAUGGGAAUGGGAACCAACCAGGAGAGGAAAGGAAACCAUGAUGCUUUUGUAGCCCAAGGUCCGACUGGGCAAGCUCUUCCCUAACUUGGCAUCUCUGUUUCCUUUCCACUGAGUGCGCCAGAAAUCACUGGGCAGUAGCUGCUUGCACUGGCUCUGUGGGCAGGAGAAUGAAGCCACUGCAGGGUGCAUUUCCGCUUACAAGCCUCCAUCACUCUUCUGUGGCCUAAGGCAUGAGAGCGGCUGCUUCGCACAGACUUGUUUCUCAGAAAAGAGCCAGUGAGGGGAGACUACCGAAUCUUACUUCCGUAUCCUGACUCGCCCAGUAUUUCUUACACAAGGACGUCCCCGGCUUAUUUUAAAAAGAAAGACAAAACCCCAGAAGAAUGUGUCAAGCAAGUGAAAAUCAUCAGAGCCCGUUGCCUGCUGUGACCCAACAGCAACAGGGUUUGAAGCCGAGGCAGCACUGAAGUGGCGGAGAAAAUGCGGGCACCACAGCCUCCUGGGCAGAUCCGCUGUGCUACCUCAGCCUUGCUGAGCCUUCUUGCCGCCUCCCUACACCUCUCACCCGUCUCUGGUCCGAAAGUACAUUUGAACUCUGCUUUCUUGGAAGCGCAAACAAGCACGUGACAGAAUCCCGAGAGCUCCUGUCUCUGAUGUCUCUUCCACAUGACAAAAACUGGUGUCUCUCCACCUCUUGACUCUUCAAACCUCACCUGCAGGUGCUUCAGUAGAAGUCACUAGCACCCUGUUGCUGAGAUGUGGAAGUUUGGGAGGGAAAAAAAAUGAAAGGGGAAAAAAUAAUAGUAUCAAAGUCCAAACUUAGAAAACAUUUCUUGAAGUGACAUUACCUACUCCUUUCAACUCAAAAUAGGCCUCUUUGUCCCCCGAGUUUUGUUUAGGAAAUGCAAGCUAAUUUUAAUAUUAGGGUGUUGUAAUGAUUAAGAAGGUUAAGUCCGUGUCCUAUAUCUAAAUCCAUACUUUGGUUUUUUUUCUUCCCCGUCACUGUUGCAGCCUGUUACAAGCAGUGGAGAGCUGGCUAUAAUUACUUUUAGACACUUGGCGUUAAUCAAUGAGGGAAAAGGCCAAGUUAGAUAAACCGAAAGUCUGUGAUUGCAGAGAAAGGCUCUAGUAUAUCUACAGAAGCCAAGACUUCGCUGUUCUGGGUUGAAUUGGAUUUAGUGACUUUCAAGCUCAGGGCAUCGGCCCUUCGCCUGUGCUCAUUAGAGAAUCAUCCUUAAAUUUUUAUUUAUUUAUUUUUUAAGAUUUUAUUUAUUUGAGAAUCAUCCUGCCCCAGUAGCAAUGGAAAGAUUAACAAAGAUUUAGCAAAAUAUCUGCAUUUCGUAUCUUGCCUUUAGGGAGGAUUGACCUUACUAAGAAAAAAAAAAAGCCCUUUUGGAGUUCACAUUCUUUACCUGUACUAACAUGGAAUCCAAAUUCAAAGAAUGGCAAGCCAGUUCCUUUCCAGCUUUGUGUCCUUGUGUCAAAAGUUUGCCUGUAAAUGCAGAUAAUUCAAGAAUACUGAGGGCACCUUUCAUUAAGCCUUCAUGUGUCUCAGGGAGAGUCACGUAGGCUUGGUGGGCAGUAGGACUUUUGCUGGGAGACAGAAUGUGUUAUGGAGAUGGUUUGUCAGGAGGUUGGAUGAGAUGGUUUCCCAGAAAUCUAGGGGCCUGCAUCCUGCUCUUUCCUGCUUCUUUCCUUUGACCCAUGUUCUUCCAGCUGUGUGUGCACACAUGGGCACCCUCUGUCAGGGCCAGUUCAAGUUUCUCCGACUCCAUGGAGCUUUAUCUGACUGUGCCAGCCAAAAUUCUCUCUCCUUCCUCUGCAUGAGUUUACACGGCCUGUCAAUGUGAUCAAAAUCCAUGUGCAUUUUAUGGGGUCGUCAGUAAGAGAUGCCAAUUCUUCAAGGACAAGGAACAUAGAAUCCUUUUUAUUCCCAUUAUAAUUAUAUGCCUAUUCCUCACCCUUCCCAUAGACACACCUAAUGCAUAGUAGGUACAAAAUAAAUGCUGAAGUUCAUUUAGUUAAA
Molecule: messenger RNA, 10037 nt
Organism: Callorhinus ursinus (northern fur seal)
Lineage: Eukaryota; Metazoa; Chordata; Mammalia; Carnivora; Otariidae
Gene: SNX19
Product: sorting nexin 19
Cellular component (GO): intracellular membrane-bounded organelle
Molecular function (GO): phosphatidylinositol binding
Source: RefSeq, a predicted model, not a curated record